AUGCACGAGUAUAAGCACUUGAACGAGGCUCGUCGAGCCUUUGGUAACGCACAACGCUCACGUGAGAUUCAUGAAAGGGGGCUAGAGAAAUUUAAUAUUGAAAUCCGGAAAAACAGUGCACUGCGAAAUCGUUUACUUGUCCUCUCUUCCUUUGGUGGCCUUCUAUCUGCGGCGGGGGUGCUUGGUGCAACAAGCGGUCUGCAGCAGGUGGGUGGCAGGGGUUUUGUUCGAGCAAUGCUUAUCGGUCAACUACUCCUGCAGGCCGUCACUGGAGGGGGUGCUGCUGCCUACACAGUAUGCCUCGGACUUGUAUUUGAACGCCUUGUGUAUGAUAUUGAACUGAAACGUGAACUUUGGGAAAUAGAGAAUCACCUUGUGGGAGAGAUUCAAGAGAUGGUUGCAAUUUACAAGGCGCAGGGACUUUCCGAAGAUGACGCCCUUAUGGUUACGCGUGUCUUCGCGAAGCACAGAAAGAGGUUUGCUAACCUAAUGAUGGUGGAGGAGCUUGGCUAUUCCCGGUUGGAGCCUCCAUGCCGCAGGGAAGCCUUUGUGGAUGCCGCAGUUCCCGCUGCCAUUGGCUACACGAUGGGAUGUUUGCUGCCACUUGUUCCACUGCUAGCGCGACGCCUCUGUGCUUCACGAACUCAUGAAAUAGGGCUGUGCACGUUAGCACUGGGGAGUGUGUUUGUGAGUGUGGCGCAGUCGGAGGUAUUCUACGGGGGCUACGCAAGCAAGUUGAAGACAGUGAAGGUCAUUGCGUGCAACCUUUCAGCGGUAGGGGUUAUUUUUGGUAUAGCUCGAGUGGCAUCGUAUUUUUUUCGUGGCGGAUCAUGA
Messenger RNA from Trypanosoma cruzi, 834 nucleotides. RefSeq lists its product as uncharacterized. The record is from RefSeq and is a predicted model, not a curated record. Bases 1 to 834 code for a protein of 277 amino acids. Lineage: Eukaryota; Euglenozoa; Kinetoplastea; Trypanosomatida; Trypanosomatidae. Gene Ontology annotation, biological process: intracellular manganese ion homeostasis. Gene Ontology annotation, molecular function: manganese ion transmembrane transporter activity. The transcript has a single exon.